AAUGCAGGAGAUAUCUGGAUCACAACGUGAGAGACACGGUAUUGGAAACUGAGUACUUGGAAAGGAUCUGCGUCCCAAGCUGAUAAAGGGUUUACCUCCUUUUUCUCCAUUUUUGAAUUGCUCGUUCUGGUAAAGUUACCGGUUGGGGUUUGUCUCGACUGUUCUGGUAUUUUUUACCCGACUUAUCCGGCUUGAUCCCUCCUGAUCGCUGAUCAGAGCUGUCACUCGUUUGUUGUCAAGAUCCGUCAGUCAGUCGCUGCAAGGUUUUGGCUUGCACUACUUUGCACCCUGCAUUCUGUUGAUUUUCACUCUUUUUAGUAGUUGAUCGAGCUGUCUAGACUCUUUGGUUUUUUUUUCUUCCUUUUUGAUGACGCAAAGGGGUAUCAGCUCCUGACACCCCAGCUGGCUUUUUAUUGUCGAGAUCGCCAUUUUCGACAACCAAAGAAAGAGGCUAUUACUGAGCAACAACUUGGACCUGCUUACGUCCAGGAGUACGGCGCCUAGACAAAUCAUCUGGAGUAGCUCCAUAUUCUCGGCUCUCCAUCGAUUUUUCGGACCGCUUUGGAUACAACGCGUUUGUUGCGCCCCUCAUCACGUCUGGUCUGAUUUUUGUUCCUCACUUAUCACUCAGACGACUUGAGCGGAUGGGUUAUCCCAUCGACAGCCAGCAAACAUGACCACACCAGAUAGACACAACACCUACAAUGAAAAGAUGGGGGACCCUGACCGCCUGGCUCCCGACCAGGCUACACUUCACGAGGAUGAAUCAAGGGAAUACACGAGCCGCUUGACCGAUGAUCUCGAGCUUCUUCGGGCUGAGAGGCUCGUCACGACCCAUGAGCAAGAGUCCCAUUCAAGGACUUCGAGAGAUCACCGGCGCCGAGCACCAUCACCCAUCCCAGAAGAUGCAUUCAAUGAGCAGAUCGACGAGAAGGAACAGCUUGCUGCCCCGGGUCAGCACCAGGAGCCACCGACGCUGGCCAACAAGGCCUGGGUCAAGAUAAAAAAGUUCCCUCGCGUCAUCCGCUACCUAGUCUACUGGAUGCCUGUGGCUGCGAUCCUGCUGGCUCCCAUCCUCAUCGAUAUCCUCGCCUUGGACAACGAUCAGCCACGUGUGGGAGGUGAAGGGGGCGUGCAGCUGUAUUGGUUCGGCAUCUGGCUCCAGAUCCUCUGGGGCACCCUUUGGGCUUCGCGGUUCCUGUGUGCCAUCAUGCCCUAUCUGUUCAAGUGGUGCGCCAAGAUGGUCGGUUCCAACAACCACAAGAAGUGGCUUGACGUCGGCAGAGGCCUCGAGCUGCACACGGCCUUGUUUAUUUGGAUGCUUGCGGUGCUCGUCUCGUACGGGCCCACCCUAGACACGGGCAGGCCGGACGGCAAGCCUUUUGUGAACUGGAUCGACGUCGUUUUCAAGGUCAUCAUUGCGCUCUUUGUGCUGGCCGCGCUCAACUUUAUCGAAAAGAUCUUGAUCCAGUGGAUCGCCAACUCGUUCCACCGCCGCACGUAUGCCUACCGAAUCGAGGCCAACAAGAGAGACAUUCAGUACCUGGUCUCGCUCUACACGUACUCGCGCACCAUGAUCGAGCAGGAGGAAGGGUGGAGCCCCAACGGCCAGAGCCCCAUGACCGGAGCGAGGACGCCCAUGCAGGCUCUGCAGCGGAACGCCCGAGACGCCUUUACGCGUGUCGGCAACGUCGCCAACAGGGUCGCUGGUGACUUUACCGGUCGCAAGAUCCUGGACGAGAACCACCCGCAAAAGGUGGUGGCUGAGCUGCUGCGUUCCACUCCCACCAGCUUCACGCUGGGCAGGAUGAUCUUUCGCACUUUUGUCACGCCCGGAAACGAGACCCUGACGCUCGAGGACUUCCAAAAGGUCUUUGAUAACACCGAAGACGCCGAGGCGUGUCUGGGCGUCUUUGACAAGGACCUCAACGGCGACGUGUCGAUGCAGGAGCUGGAGCUGGUCUGUAACGAGAUCCACCUCGAGAAGAAGGCCAUCGCUGCGUCCCUCAAGGAUUUGGACUCGGUCAUCAAGAAGCUCGACAAGGUCUUUAUGUUCAUCGUCCUGGUGAUUGCCAUCAUUGUCUUUGUCUCCAUCAUCUCGGGCUCCGCAGCCGCUGCUCUUGGAUCGGCAGGCACCACGGUGCUGGGUCUGGCGUGGAUGCUGCAGGCGACCGCGCAAGAGUUCCUCCAGUCCAUCAUCUUCGUCUUUGUCAAGCACCCCUUCGACGUCGGCGACCGUGUGCGCGUUUACGGCAACACUGGUGAUAUGAUGACUGGUGAUGACUACUACGUGCAGGAGAUCUCGCUGCUCUACACCGAGUUCAAGAAGAUGCAGGGUCACGUCGUGCAGGCGCCCAACUCGCUGCUCAACAACCUCUUCAUCCUCAACCAGCGUCGAUCCAACGGCCUCGCGGACCCCAUUGUGCUCAAGGUCCGAUUCGGUACCACCAACGAGGUCAUCGAGGAGCUGCGCGACCGCAUGACCGACUUUGUGCUGGAGAACAAGCGCGACUACGGCCCCCGCAUCAUCACCGAGGUCAGCACCAUCGACGAGGUGUACUCGGUCACGCUCAGCUUCGUCUUCUUCCACAAGUCCAGCUUCCAGAACGAACUGCUGCGUCUGCAGCGCCACAACCGCUUCGCCGGCGAGCUGAUGCGGCAGAUGGCCCUGCUGGGCAUCGAGGGCCCGCGGAAGCAGCAGCCCGGUGGUACCAAGGACCUACCCUUCUACUGGACCAGCGUCCCGCCGCCAGCGUUUGAGCCGGCCACAACAUAUGUCACGCCGCGCCCGGAGCAGCCGCAGAGCCAGCCAAGCCAAGACGGAACAGCCACCAGCCCCGUCGUGCCGUUCCCAUCCCUGAGCAUCCACACGUCAGACCAAGAACGCCAGCAGCAGCUGCAGCGGGAGCUUCAGCAACAGCAGCAGCAGCAGCAGCAGAACCAACAGCAGCCGACAGCCGUGUCCUCCGGGGUGACGCCGUCGACGACAUCAGUCCGGCGACGCCGCGGCCCAUCCGUCGUGAUAGACCACGGGCCGGACAUGUUCCAGGACGUGUACGGCAGCCGACGUCACGACACGAGCGCGCAGCUCGCACGCCUGCAGAGCAUCCGCGCGGCAGAGCACACGAUCCAGCCGCCGAUGCACUCGCCUUCGUCGCCGGGCAUCGAGCGCACCGCCACGCGCGGCAGUCUCCACAGCCUCGGCCAGCACCCUUCGCGGAGAUUCUGGUCGCGGCGCGAGGCGAUACAGGAGCGCGAUGGCGGAGAGGGCGAUGAGAGACCCAUCGUGGGCAGCCCUAGCCCGCCGCCGCCUGGGGCGUCUGCUUCCAAGCUUAGUAGCGCCGAGAGGAUGGUGUGAAGUGCUGUUGUAUGAGGAGGGGAGAGUAACCAAAGAACAAAAUAACAACAACAACAACAAGAACAAUAAAAACAACUAAAGAUGGGUUAGAAUAGAAUGAAACUGGACCGGGGAUAUUGAUGACAUUCUCCUUUGUAUAAUCCUUGUGGUAAUAUCUAGUGUUAUUACAACAAAACUCUCAAUACCAUUUCAACUUUGAAGAAAUUGACAGGACCCAACACUUUCUCAACCUGGAACUAAGUCUAGAUAUCUAUUUUGCUGCUGCGACAACUUCAAACCACAGAACCCUUGUCACUCAACUUGUCACUGUGCACCUCGGUAACAACCGUCUUGGAGCUGCGCCUCCUCGCAACCAAAAACGCCACACCGCCAGCCAAACCAGCAACAGCGAGCGCGACCAAGGCGCCAAUGACACCGGCCACGGCGUUGGACAUGCCCGACAAGCCGCCCCUCUGCGAGGCGGCAACACUGCCACCGUCGCCGUUGAACGCCGCGCAGAACGACAUGCUGCUCUCGCAGACGCCGCACCACUCGGCAGCCGUGGCGAUGGAGCGGCCGUCCAUCUCGCGCGCGAACCGCGCCCAGGGCAG
Messenger RNA from Pyricularia oryzae 70-15, 3948 nucleotides. Its product is annotated as mechanosensitive ion channel family protein. Gene Ontology annotation, cellular component: membrane. Gene Ontology annotation, biological process: intracellular calcium ion homeostasis; calcium ion transmembrane transport. NCBI's taxonomy places the organism in Eukaryota, Fungi, Ascomycota, Sordariomycetes, Magnaporthales, Pyriculariaceae. Bases 674 to 3358 code for a protein of 894 amino acids. The transcript has a single exon. The record is from RefSeq and is a predicted model, not a curated record. Gene Ontology annotation, molecular function: calcium ion binding; calcium channel activity.